CAUCAUGUUACUGCUGUAGAUGUGUUUCCGAGCCGCUCCAAUUACAACGAGAGUUACAACGAGAACGGUAGUGACAAUCUAUGGUGACAAUAGCAAGCAACCUUUCAUCUGUCUGAACCUCUGAACACAGAGCUCCUCCCCUUUGGCUCACUUGAACUUCUGUAUUUUGGACUACUGGUAUCAGUCACAUUGUGUAUACUGGUCGACGCAGCAGAUUAUAAGAGAAGCUUAACACUUUAGCACAAAGCACAAUUAGUUUUAAAAAUGAGCAGCAGUCCUCCUCUUGUGAAUGUGGGAAACUGGAUCACACAGAAUGAGAAUGCCUUUCUGCCACCAGUGUGCAACAAGCUCAUGCAUUUCUCCCAGUUGAUUAUCAUGUUUGUUGGAGGUCCAAAUACAAGGAAGGAUUAUCAUAUUGAGGAAGGUGAGGAGCUCUUCUACCAGGUGAAGGGAGACAUGUGUCUGAAGGUGAUAGAAAACGGGAUUCACAAGGAUGUGAACAUCAAGGAGGGAGAGAUGUUCCUGCUGCCAGCGAGGACCCCCCACUCCCCCCAGAGACAGGCCAACACUGUGGGACUGGUGGUGGAGAGGAGACGUCUGCUGACGGAGAACGACUGCCUGAGGUACUAUGUUGACAACACCACUUAUCCCCUGUUCGAGAAAUGGUUCUACUGUGAGAACCUCGGAACCCAACUGGUGCCAAUCAUCAAAGAGUUCAUGGCAUCAAAGCAGUGCAAAACAGGAAAGCCUGAUGCAAAUGAUGUGUUCAGAGACCCUCCAUUCCAGAUGAACACGAUGAAGGUGAUGUCACCCUUCUCCUUCAAAGACUGGCUGAACACCCAGAGGCCGACCCUGGCCAGCGGCAGCCCCAUCGACAUGUUCGGGGAUCAGUUUGAGACCGAGGUGAUAGUGUAUGGACCUGGGCGCAACGAGACGUCAGUACGGAUAACUGAUGCGUGGGUUUGGCAGAUGGAGGGAUCCUCAAGGGUAACUUUGAAUGAGGAGGAGUUCCUUCUCGCUGCAGGAAACAGUUUGCUUAUUCCUGAACAAAGCCAGUACCAGUGGCAGAGAGAUGAAGGGACUGUUGCUCUGUUUGUGGUCCAAAACCCUGAGCGGAAGAGACCCUGAACAUCACACGGCCAUUCACACACACAAUAAAUGUGCCAGUGCAGUCAGUGCCUGUUAAGGCAUGCCAGUUCCUAAUGGACCCAAUCAUUUGCCUGUGGUAUUUAACUACAGCUCACUUAUGAGAGAAAUUACACUAAAUAAAUCAAUAGAGAUAAAUUGUGAUUAUUUAAAAUAAACACAUGUUCUUCCUGAUUCUCCCCUUUUUGUGUUUCGCUUCCCAAAUGACACAUUUCCUCUUUUUUCCCCCUUAAAGCAUUGGGUAGGCGUUACAUUAUGGACGGUUUUUACAGGAACCAUGUCAAAAAGCCUCCGAGCAACUGCCAUGUUUUUGAUAGAUUGUGUAGAUUUUCUUUGCAAGUAAAAAAGUGUUAUGAAUGUUUUCAAAUGAAAUAUAUGUAUUGCAUGCAUGCCACGUUCAGGUGCCAGUUUCUUGUUAAAUCAAGGCGAGACACGGCAGGCAAAAACAUCGUUUUUCAAGCACUGGUCAA
Messenger RNA from Notothenia coriiceps (black rockcod), 1616 nucleotides. It is a transcript of the gene haao, whose product is annotated as 3-hydroxyanthranilate 3,4-dioxygenase. The transcript is spliced from 10 exons. The coding region runs from base 265 to 1128 and encodes 287 amino acids. Gene Ontology annotation, cellular component: cytoplasm. Gene Ontology annotation, molecular function: iron ion binding; 3-hydroxyanthranilate 3,4-dioxygenase activity. The record is from RefSeq and is a predicted model, not a curated record. Gene Ontology annotation, biological process: quinolinate metabolic process; 'de novo' NAD+ biosynthetic process from L-tryptophan. NCBI's taxonomy places the organism in Eukaryota, Metazoa, Chordata, Actinopteri, Perciformes, Nototheniidae.